AUGUCGGUACAUGCGCCGGCUCCCGAGCUGGCUGGCGCACCUGUUGAGACCGAGUCCGGGCAAGCAAGCUCGAACGUGUCUCAAUCUGGCGACGAGUCUAACCUCAACGGCCAUAACGAUCCGGAGAGCCCCCUGGGCCUGGUUGGCAACGACGAAAUGAAGACAGGUCUUGCUCGUGUCGGUUUUCAAGGCCUAGCCCUUGACAAAAACGACAUCAAUAUCAGCGAUGCUGGCUUCGACGUCAAGGUAGGUGGUAUCAGUUCAUCCCCCAUUCCGAUCAACCAGAAGACGACAGGUCUCUCAUAA
Messenger RNA from Colletotrichum spaethianum, 306 nucleotides. RefSeq lists its product as uncharacterized. The record is from RefSeq and is a predicted model, not a curated record. NCBI's taxonomy places the organism in Eukaryota, Fungi, Ascomycota, Sordariomycetes, Glomerellales, Glomerellaceae. The transcript has a single exon. The coding region runs from base 1 to 306 and encodes 101 amino acids.